AGAUGAUGGUUCGUUUACGCGUUGAAUGAGUCAAAAACCAGCAAAGAAAGACUAGUUUUUUCCACCAGGGAACUUUCUCUGCAUACGCCUACACCUCAUUUCCAAUCCCCCCAAAAGCCAGAAGCUCUUCUUCCUUGCUCCCUCAAAUCCUCCAUCUCCCUUUAGAUAAGUUUUGCGAGGAAACGAGUGACCGACAUAUCUAUCGAUGGGUGUGAUCAAGGUGUCCCAAUCCUUCAGAACAAAAGUGACCCCAAGUAGGAUGUUCAAGGCCCUGAUCUUGGAUUCUCACAACCUCUGCCCCCAGCUCAUGUUCUCCUCAAUCAAGAGCAUCGACUUCCUCCAAGGCAAAGGCGAGCCCGGAACCAUCAAACAGAUGAACUUCACCGAUGCUAGUCCAUUCAACUACGUGAAACAUAGGAUCGACGAGAUGGAUGAAGAGAAGUUCAUGUGCAAGUACACUUUCAUCGAAGGAGAUGCGUUGAUGGACAAGCUUGAUCACAUCACUUAUGAAGUGAAGUUCGAACCGUAUGGCUUUGGAGGGUGUAUUUGUCGGAUAACAAGUGAGUAUUACACAAAAGAGAAUGUGGAGAUAAAGGAGGAAGAUAUUGAGCUUGGGAAAGAUAGGGCUAUUGGGAUGUAUGAAGUUGUGGAGGCCUAUCUCUUGGCACACCCUCAUGCCUAUAAUUGAUCUGUAUUUCAUUUUCUAGAGACUUUGUAUACAUCACUCUCACUCUAUUUUUUUCCCUUUUUCUUUGAAUUUUAUCUUUGAUGUGGUUGUAUAUGUAUGGUUUGUAGGUCAUAAUAAUAUUAAUUAAUUUGGCCGCUUUUAAUUUCCCUAUA
Molecule: messenger RNA, 840 nt
Organism: Sesamum indicum (sesame)
Lineage: Eukaryota; Viridiplantae; Streptophyta; Magnoliopsida; Lamiales; Pedaliaceae
Product: major allergen Mal d 1
Biological process (GO): abscisic acid-activated signaling pathway; defense response
Cellular component (GO): cytoplasm; nucleus
Molecular function (GO): signaling receptor activity; protein phosphatase inhibitor activity; abscisic acid binding
Source: RefSeq, a predicted model, not a curated record